Molecule: messenger RNA, 744 nt
Organism: Pistacia vera
Lineage: Eukaryota; Viridiplantae; Streptophyta; Magnoliopsida; Sapindales; Anacardiaceae
Exons: 3
Coding region: 3-671 (222 amino acids)
Source: RefSeq, a predicted model, not a curated record
AGAUGGAAAAAAAAGAUUUGGCUAUUAAAAAUUGUGAUGGAUGUACUGCUUUUUUUCUUGCUGCUGCAUCUGGAAGGGUGGAACCUGUCAAGCUGAUGUUUGGGAAGAAUACAGAGUUACCAAGUAUCCGUGGACAUGACGAGAUGUUACCAAUUCACAUAGCAGCUCAGGGCGACUAUAAAGAGAUGGUGACGUACCUUUAUGGAGUCACUAAAGAUAAAUUAACAGAAGAUGAUCUCAUCGAAUUGCUUCCUGAUCUGAUCGCUAGAGUUGAUUUGUUUGAUGUUGCAUUGAAUUUGCUUGAUGAAUACCCUAGUUUAGCCACCAAGAGUUUGAUGGGGAGGACAGCGUUGCAUGUCUUGGCUGGAGCACCCAUGAUGUCUCGUGACUCUGCAAAUCAAAUUCAGCAAGGAAUUUUGAAGAGAUGCUUCAACCUAUUUUCCGGCAGCAAGAAGUUGCCCCAUGAAAAGCUACCCUGGAAGGCACUUAAACUAGCCAAACUCCUUCUAGACAAAGUAGAUUGUCGUGACAACAGGAUUCAGUACGUAAUAAAGGUUGCUGUGGAAGAAGAAAACAUCGAAUUUUUAAGUUUAAUUAUUUGUGAUUAUCCCGAGUUGAUAUGCAAAAUUGACAGAGAUCACGUGGCCUAUUAUUUCGCAAUGCUGUUUUGAAACGUCAGAAGGAUAUAUUCAAACUGCUCAUAAACAAUAUGGUCCAUCAUUUACCAAAAUUGCUUAGUACAAA